AUGCAAGCCAUUAAAAAACAAUUAACACUACAAUUAAAGAGAAAUCAAUUGUUUUAUCAACAAAACAGAUACAUUGCAUCAUAACACCGUCAAUUUCACAAUUCCAGCUUGAAUUAGAGUGAUGAAAUUAGAAAAAUAGUAACAAGCCCCAUAUUUUAUGUCAAUGCUACUCCUCAUAUUGGGCACCUUUACACAGCUAUUUUGUGUGAUGCUAUUACCAGAUAUCAUAAAUUAAAUGGGGAAUAGGUCUUAUUUUCUACUGGUACUGAUGAACAUGGAUAAAAGGUUCAAAAAAAAGCAAUAGAAGCAGGCAUUGACCCAAAGAAGUUUUGUGAUAAAAAUUCAGAUCAAUUUAAAUCACUUUUUACCCUUGCAUAAAUAGACUAUGACAGAUUUAUUAGAACCACAGAUACUGAUCACAAAGUUGCAGUUUGGGAUUUCUGGAACAGAUUAAAAGAUAGGGGUUACAUUGUAGAAGGAGUUCAUGAGGGUUACUAUUCAGUAAAUGAUGAAUCGUUUAUUUCUGAAAAAGAUCUUAAAGCAGACUAAAGUGGAGGUUUCACAACAGAAACUGGAGAGAAACUUGAGUUUAUCUCAGAAAAAAAUUACAUCUUUGAUAUUGACUCUAGACUAAAGAAAGUUAUUGAGAGCUGGAUAAAAGAUGCAAUCAUCAAACCUGAUCAUAUUAGAAAUAAACUCUUAGACGAAUUGCAUACAAGAAAAAGCGAUAUAUCAGUAAGCAGACCAACUAGUAGAAUAAGUUGGGGCUUAAAAGUACCAAAUGACGGUUCAUAAACUAUUUAUGUCUGGCUUGAUGCUUUGGUUAACUAUCUCACCGUUUUAGGUUAUCCCCAAAACAUGAGGUAAAAUGGAAAAGAGAUAGGCGAAAUGAUUCAUGUUGUGGGGAAAGAUAUUGCUAAAUUUCAUUGCAUAUAUUGGCCAGCUUUUUUAGCAGCUGAUGAUCUACCGCUUCCAAAGAAAAUUAUAAAUCAUGGUCAUUGGUUAAAAAACAAUAUGAAAAUGUCAAAGUCUAUUGGAAAUGUAAUUGAUCCUUAUGAAAUACUAAAGUCCUAUGGCUCUAAUUCAGUUAGAUCUUACUUUUUAAGUUAAGGGCCACAAUCUAAGGAUAGAAAUUUUGAAAUGAAUGACUUGAUAGAUCAUCAUAAUUAGAUUAUCUGUGAUCAGUAUUUGAACUUACUUCAGAGAAUAUCGGGAAAGAAAAUUCUUAAAAAUAGAACAUAGCUGUAACCCUUAAAUGAUGAAUAAAUUUAAUACAUUGGAGUAUCGUUUGAGUCUAGCAUUAAUGAGCUUUCAGACUAGGUUAUUAAGCAUUUUGAAGAGUAUGAUUUUGUAUCAGCAUUCACUAUCAUUGAACAGAUUUUAUAUUUAGGUAAUCAUCUAUUAGCUGAAAAUUAGUUCUGGAAUAUCAAGGAAAAUGAAUAAAUAGAAGCAUUAUUGUUUACUACUUUUGAAAUAUUAAGAGUUUCUUCAAUUCUAUUACAGCCCUAUAUACCAUAGUUAGCAUCUGGUAUGCUCGAUGUUUAAAAUAUUUAGGAUAGAGCACUUAUUAAUGCAAAAGUUAAUCUGAAAAGAGAAAUUAACCUUAACAUGCUAGCAAAAGAGAAAGUUUAUUUGGCAAAAGUAGAACCUUAAUAGACUCAGCCAUAACAGAAGAAUAGAAAAUGA
Stylonychia lemnae is the source of this 1686-nucleotide messenger RNA. The record is from the annotation of a GenBank genome assembly. Lineage: Eukaryota; Ciliophora; Spirotrichea; Sporadotrichida; Oxytrichidae.